UCGAUUCACGUCUGUCGAUCCGUUCAAAUUUCAAUAUUAAUAUUCUUUGUCUUGAUGUGCUGCGUGUUUUAGUUGUUAUCAUCUUUCUCUGUUUGUGCACAUGCAUGAUUGUUAAUAGAUUCCUACUUUAUUUUUAAAAAUCAUUAUAAAUCGUUUAAAAUUCACCAUGGAUGGUGCCAACUCUAGCAAUAUUCGAUCCUUGACACCAUCGAAGACCACCAAUCAACGGGGAAUCGGUUGGAAUAAUCUCCUAGGAGAAAGGAAUCGUGCCAAUGAAAGCGACACCCUAGAGGACGACGAUCUGCUUUUGUUGGUGUACGACAACGAAAACGAGGACCAAGAAAAAGAAGAAGACGAAGGUUGCCAACAGGAUUUCCUACCCAAACAGGAGCUGGAUCCGAAAACUCCUCCAGGAAAUCGGAGCUCAUUCUACCGACUAGGGGAGGAAAAUAAGGAAAAUCGAAAAACUUUGCUGCGAGUGGCCUGUACCACGGGCAAGAAGCGAGGCUCGUUUCGAAGGCACUUCCGUGGACUGGGCAAGGGCGACGUAGAGUCCAGUCUCGUUCAGAUAACAGCUGAUUGCAGAAGAUUGAAACCCUGCAACGUUUUCACACCGCUCGGGAAGUUGAGAGCUCCUCAACUGAUAGAAUCCGGUACCGAUUCAGAUUGGCGUAGUGUCCUCAGUAAUUCGUUCGAGGUUAACCAGAGCUUCCCCCGGAUCGCAAACAAGCGUGAACGUCGCCGACGAGAUGAUACCGAGCGUCACCUGGACCAGCUGUUGAAGACACCGUUGCGCACCCACCGCGUGGGACUCUUUGGCACCGGAAGGAAAGGAGGGGCAGUAUCGGCAGCGACAGCACCGAAGAACGUGUCUGUUACCACAACAGGAGGAAAACACCAACGGUCUACGGUAGCCUACAUGGAUCGGGUUCGAGUGGACGGAGCCAAUGGUUUGCGCUUUUCGGCUUUGCGACCCAAAGGAGGUUGCCUGACGCAUGGAGUUAGCUCGCCAUAUAACAAUUCCUAUGUGGCUUCAACUUCGGAAUCGAUCGGCAGAUUGCCCAAGAGCGGUAUCAACCCGAACAAGGCAAUCUUCACGAUCGAUGCCAAAUCUUCGCAAAUACUGAUAGUGAAUCGGAAUGCAUGUGAUUUGCUUGGGUACAGCUCCAAGGAGCUAUGCGAGAUGCAGUUUGCCAGCCUAUUACCAAAUAAAAACAAAAUGCACGUCUCGGCACUAGCCGAAGGACAGUUGAACAGCGAAGAUGGAACGGUUAUUAUCUUGAGCGGUAAGGUGGUCGAAUUGUGUACCAAAUCGGGUGAAAACGUGGCCGUUUCAUUGUGGGUCCGACAAAUCGAUGACGAAUCACGAUGUCUAGCAGUCGCUGAGCCUGUCGAGAGGCGAGUCGCUCAACUUCUCGUUGACAAAGCUGGUUACGUUAUUUCUGGAGACUACGAGGCGUUAAUGUUAUUCCAGUUGGAUUCGAUUGACAAGUUCAAUGGAAUGGAUGUUUCACUUUUGAUUCCGGCAAUUCAGCUGCCGGACGCCGAUAAUAGUAUGAUUGCCAAGCACAUUCGGAAGCAGAAAGCUACGGGAAAGACAGCCGAAGGAGUUGCCUUUCCAGUUUGCCUCAUGAUAGCCCAUCACGACUCAGGCACCGAUACCACCGACAGUGGCCUCUCGAAUGCAAAUCAUCUGUUCGUGAUAACAAUUUGGGUGUUUACCAAUUUGUCCGGUUUGAUAGUGAUCGAUGAAAAUUCCGUUAUCGAGUCUUGCAACCAUCAUUUUUCAAUGCUGAUGUUUGGCUAUCCGCAAAGUAAAAUAAUCGGGGAGCAUAUUACUAAGAUUCUGCCAAACUUUGGACAGGAGUGUGACUAUCUGGGCUUUAUGAACCGCAGUCGGAAUGCUACCCUUUCUUCACUAGACAACGACGAGUCGGAAACUGAGACCGAUCACGUAGAUUUUGAGAAUAAGGAUGAGUUUAUAAAUAACGCCAUCAACAGCAUGAAAAAUGCCCCUGAUGCGAUGAGCAGUCCGAUGAAGGAAUCUAGGAAGAUAUGCCUGGAUUUCACAUCAACCUCAGUGAGCAAUAGUCGAACGGCCAACAAUACCGACACAAUGUCCAUUUCUCUGACGUCGGCUCCUGUUCCACCGGAAAGCUCUGCUUUCCCAGGGCCACCUGAAAAAGACCGUCGCUCCCCGAGAGCUCAUGACGCCAAAUCUACAAGUCCAGGUUUGUUGAGCUCCAUAAUUGUUAGUUCGGUACCGGAAAAUCUACUCUCUCUGGACGGUGUCAAUAGCGAAAACGACCGGAACUAUGCCAAUCUUACCAGUUCGGUAAGCUGUUCGGCCCUGAAAGCCACCGGAUCGGCUGCGGCUACCCUGCCGAAGGAAAAUUUGACCAAACCUACCCCACUGGAAGAUUGUUCAAUUUUGCCUGAUUGUGACUUGUUAACCCCUGUUAAUGAUACCUCAAAGUGCUUGAACAUGCUUGGUAAGAAUCUGUCAAUUGAAAGCAAUACCUCCUCGAAGGAACAACUGUACUCAACCGAAGAUAUCAAUACGGCGCUUUUGAAAGGCUCUCCGGGAAGAGAUUACUCGAUGGCGCCCCCAAUGAGUGCUCCACCAACUACAACAACCCCGCGAUACGUUAAACCUUAUGAACUGGCCAAAACGAUGGUAACUUCCACGCCGGAUCAGCACAAGCGACACUCGGCAGCUGGAGUGCCUCCCAAUGCAGUCAGCUCUGGACAUCGGCGAUCCUUCUAUUCCGAUGGCAAAUAUCGGGGAGAAGCAGUUCACUACGAUGGCAAUGUGAUAGAUAUCUUGUAUACCAUAUCCAACCAAACGCUACCUUGUGGAAGAAAGGUCUAUUGCAUAUGGAUCAGUCGUGAUCCGGACUCGUCGUACAACAAUCUGGAGGACGAAGAAAAACACCAAAACCUUACGUUGACCUUCAAUAGCGUUACGAGCACCGUGGACAAUUCACUUGGUCAAGCAAUAAAAAAUACGGCUACCGCACAACAUUCCGACCGUCCGAGUUCCGUCUCCCGGAUGUCCCAGUGCGACGAGGAUCUGACUCACGGUGAGUACAGCAAGUACUACACGCUGGUCAAACAUAUCGGCAAAGGAGCCUACGGGUAUGUUAAGCUGAGCUACCGCAAUUCGGACCGGCUAUUAGUGAUAUCAAAAUUUAUUCUUAAGGAAAAGUUGGUUCCGCAGUUUAUGAUUAACACUGAGGACAAUCGAGAGAUUCCCAUGGAGGUGUACCUGCUGAUGCAUGUGAAACAUCCGAAUAUCGUUAACAUGUUCGAUUGGUUCGAGAACGAUAAAUUCUUCCAAGUGGUAAUGGAAAUUCAUGGCUCCGGAAUGGAUCUGUUCGAGUUCAUCGAUCGAAGGCCGGUUAUGACGGAGAAGCUAGCAUGCCACAUAUUCCGGCAGAUUGCGAACGCAGUCGCGUUCCUCCACUCGCUGAAUAUUCUGCAUCGGGACAUAAAGGACGAAAAUGUGAUAAUCGAUCAUAAUUUCCAUAUUAAACUAAUCGAUUUCGGUUCUGCCACUUUCGUCCAGGAAGGUCAACUGUUUUCCACCUUCUACGGGACCACCGAGUAUUGUAGUCCGGAAGUCCUCGCUGGCAAUCGGUACUCUGGCCCAGAGUUAGAAAUGUGGGCCUUGGGAGUAACGCUUUAUGUCCUGAUGUUUUUUGAAAAUCCUUUUGUUGAUGUUGAAGAAAUUUUGCGAUCAGAAUUGAUCAUCCCCCACGAAAUAAGCGAAGAGUUGGAGUACGUUUUGCUGUCGCUGCUAGACAAAAACCCCAAAACGCGAGUGACCAUUAAGGAGCUGCUAGAAACGGAAUGGAUGACUCAGGAAAUCAAUCCGGCCCAGUUCAAUUUUGCCAAAAUCAUUCCAUGUGAACCGUUCGAAACCAAUCCGGAGAAGUAUUGGGCUGAUCCGAACAUUUGUUCCAGUCAAACGGGGCUGUCCACUUCGCCGCACAGUCUUUCGCUGGUGGAUGACGAUGUCGAUGGGGACGAUGACGAUGCACACAUGGAUGAUUCGUUUAUCGAUCCGGACGAGUUGGAUGAUGAUGUCUGUCAGCUGUCCCACGAUGAGGAACUGCCCCCGAAUCGAAGUGUUGAUUGCUCGGACCGCGACGUCAGAGUGCUGUCCACGGGUUUAACCAGCCUUUCGCUGAGAGAACCUGACGGUACCUGCAUCAGCCUAGUGGACGGCACCAGUGAUCGGCGAAGUCAGUCGGCUAUGAUGACCGUUGGCUCCACGGCCCAUCCCAGCGCCAGCAACAACUGCACAGGGCGUCGAAAACUGAUAAGCAACGGCGAUGAUACGACCCUAAAUGAAAGUUGCUGCUGCGAUGUGACGAAUCAAUCCACACGGGGUGGCGAGGAUGUUGAUGGUGUUGAGGAGGAUCCCAAUGAUUCCAGCGAAGGUGACAUCCUGCUGGUGGUGCUGGACGACGACGACGAUGAUAAUGAUCAUGAUUUGGUGGACGAUUUGAGCAGAGAUGCUACCAGUGAAGAGCUGGAAAGUUCGCAUAUGGCGUCGUCGACUCAACAAAAUGGCUCUAGCAAUUGCCGUCCCGUUCCGGUGUAUCGAUCCCCGAGCAAGAGUGAUCGCCAGAGGAGGCAUCGAAGGCGAGCCUGGGAAACUUCUUCCGGUGCUGGGGUAAGGCACCAUCAAUCGAUGCCGGCCGUUGUUUUGGAUGAAGAUUUGUUGUUGGUGGCGGAGCAAGAUGAUGUUACCUGUGAGGACAUCAACAGUACUACGGAUGGGUACGAAUACGCGAACGAAAGUUUUGAUGAGGAUGUGGAAGACGCAGAAACCUCGAAUUUGGAUUUGAGUUGAACUUGUUCAGGAUUGUCAUUGGGGUAAGUAAUUUUUAAGGUCUUUUACGAAAACCCAAGCGAAGCUUCGUUUGGGGCAAAUUAGUCUCUUUAUGAAAGAAUACGCCGCCAUGCAAACAUGACUAGUUUUUAUAGUCCUAGACACAAUAAUAAUUAAGAGGAAGAAUCGGUUCCAUUAUGGGGGCACUCCGGGUAGUAGAAGCAUUUGACAACUCAUAAGUUGUAUUAUCGUGUAGCAGAUUUUUAGACAGAUGCAACUACAAAUUAACAGAAGGCACACAUUCAGCACAUAAACGUUUUAGCAGCAUCCAAAAAAAAACAGAAUUCAGAGAUUAUAUUGCUAUAUCAUUGUUGAUCAGAUUAUUAAUUUUAACAAAUAUAAAAGCAAAACUAGAACAAAAGACUAGCAAAAAGAGUAGUAGGUAGUAGCGUAAAGCAAGAGCUAACUAGAGCAAAUAGACACUAAUUUAGGCUGGAUGUUGAUUAUUAAUUUUGGAUUCUUAUCAAGUCACAAAUUGUAAAUAAACCGAGACACAAAAAUGAGGCGGAGAUCCAAGGUCCUUCUGGCGUAUGUGUGCAAGGGGAAAUAUGUAGUUUCUCAUAGGCUUGGCGCUGCUGGUUCGGACGCAACAGAUGGAACUAGAAAAAACAGAUAUGAGGAAACAGAAUAAGCACACUUUUAUUGUAAAGAAAGGACAAAAAUGCCACAUGCGAACGAGGAAGAAAUAAGAAGGGGAGAAUCGAUAUUUCUAUUAAACCAUUAAAAUUCAUUCCAAGAUUAUAACAAGAUAGA
This is a messenger RNA of Uranotaenia lowii, 5653 nucleotides long. RefSeq names its product PAS domain-containing serine/threonine-protein kinase (gene Pask). Gene Ontology annotation, molecular function: ATP binding; protein serine/threonine kinase activity. Gene Ontology annotation, biological process: protein phosphorylation; intracellular signal transduction; negative regulation of glycogen biosynthetic process. The record is from RefSeq and is a predicted model, not a curated record. The transcript has 7 exons. Lineage: Eukaryota; Metazoa; Arthropoda; Insecta; Diptera; Culicidae. Gene Ontology annotation, cellular component: nucleus; cytoplasm; cytosol. Bases 167 to 4861 code for a protein of 1564 amino acids.